GUAGAAACAGCCCCACCCACAAAAAGGAAUGACCCGCCCAACUUUGGACUUUGACGCAGCCCCCCCGAGCCGGUCGUAAAACUCCCUCCCUCUUGUUGUUCCGUUCGAUUACCCGCGACGCCCAACAUCGACAUCGACAUCGACACAUUGGCGCAUUAUCCCCCGACAUCGCGUUCCCAUCGAUUGACGAGGCGCAUCAUCACGGCCACUUUGAAAAUUAGCCACCCGUUGCCGUCCUUACCUUUUUCGCCUCGAUUUUGACCGGAGCGCCUUACGCGACGCCAUCAAAGCUCAGAGAAUCAGAAGAAGAUGGGUCUCCGAUUGUACCAAGCGCCGGUCGAGUCGGACAUCCAAUCCAAGCCUGCCGCUGAAAAAAGUUCGGCAGAAGCGCGCUCGACCAUUCGCCGGCACCGUCUUGUCCGGGGAUACGACAGCACGCGCGACCACGCACGGGAACAGGUCCGCGAGCGCCGCCGCCGCGUUCUCGAGGAUGCCAUCUGGGAACCCCGCCGAUCACCCACCCUGGAGCCGCCUCCCGUUCCUGCUGUUGCGCAUAUAGCAGCAGUUCCAGUUGCAGGGGGCAACCCCAACCGUCGCCGCCUUGUCAAUGACACCCAUUGGGAUCCUGAGCAACCACGGCGCCGGUCACCCGCUCUAGAGCCACCCACCGAUGCUGCUUCCAGAUAUGGCCGUCGUCGCGCCUACGUAGGGCUCGAUGACCGAGUCAUCACCAUGUUUGGUGAGCGCUGGGCUCACCUGCACGCCGGCUCGAAUCCGAGUCUAACACAAACCGAUGACGACAAUUCCCCCAUCUUACCUCGGCCAACCGAUUCGCAGUUAGCUGCACAGGAUGCCUACAGCAACUUUCAACGCCGCGAUCGUUACAUGUCUCGUAUGGAACCGCUUCCCAUGGUGUCGAGCCUCCGGAGUACCCAGGCACCCAAUCAUCCGUCGCGGAGCUCCACUACAUCCCCGGCGGGAGCUGCUCCUCCCUUCAGUAGACCAGCUUCGAACACACGGGGCGAAUCGUACAUUUUUGGUGAUGAAACCUCAAAUCCUUACACAGCCGGCCGUCGAUGGGUUGAGUCCCGUCGGCAGGAACGGGCUCAGCGCAGCGGGUCAACCCUUCUUGUUCCCCCGGCUGUUGGCCAUGGUGCGGCGGGCAUUGAUGGCCUCGGUGACCGUAGCAGAAGUCUUAGUCCCGAUGGCGACAAUGCAUGGGAGACGCUGUUGACCACGAUUGCUCCGGAUCCGCAGCCCCCGAGCGUCGGCUCUUCCUUUGCUUCUGCUACAGCAUCGGCGGCUGCGACACAGAGCACCGUUGCUGCCUCUUCCAGGACCUCUUUCACCAACCCCCAGACCGUCGAGGUGGAGCUCGCGUCAGGAUGCGACAAUUCCGACACAGACGAAGACGAGCUCGAGGAUGAUAUUAGAAAUUUUAUCCUUCCCCGCGCUCGUAGCACCGGACGGUCAUGGGCAGACGUUGCCGGGCGUAGCGGCAGCAGCAGCGACGACCCCUCGGUCUUUGGUGGAGUUGAGGUGAUGCAGCGGCUCGUCCGCAGCCUUGCUCAACGUGAGGAUAUUCCAGACGACUGGUGGGCAGAGGUGGGACUGAGCAGGACUUUGUCCCGCGAGGCCUCGGCCAACUGA
This is a messenger RNA of Podospora pseudocomata, 1650 nucleotides long. RefSeq lists its product as uncharacterized. The record is from RefSeq and is a predicted model, not a curated record. Bases 310 to 1650 code for a protein of 446 amino acids. The transcript has 3 exons. NCBI's taxonomy places the organism in Eukaryota, Fungi, Ascomycota, Sordariomycetes, Sordariales, Podosporaceae.